GGCAAAGCUACCUUUGCGUACGAGAUUAUAUCCCGCACGAGAGAAACAUCCGUAAAUGAUGCGGACACGUGUCAGCGCACUAGCGAAGGUGCGUCACUCAGUCCACGUCAGCACUCCGGCCGUCUCUCCCAACCCCAACGACGGUUAAAAAAAAAAUCGUUUCCUCUCAAUUUCUCAAUCCCUCGAAAAUAUUUACCAAUUCCUCAAGAAUAUAUAUCUGAGAGCGUCUUCUUCUCAAGAAACCCUAAUCUUCGGUUCCGCUACAUUCUUCGGAAUCCUCCUACCUCGGAUCUCGAAUCUGUAUUCUCAGCUGCUGAAAUAUCCGGGGAAUGCAGAGAACGUUUUGCUGCGAGUUGGAGAACGGCUGGAAGGAAUCCCUCUGUCAAGGGAUUGUCAUCGUUGGCCCUAAAGCAAGAACCAGGGACAAACCUUGGGAUAGCCUCUAACUUCGUACAACGAAACAUGACUCGGAUUCUGGUUCAACGUGGUUCAGCAGGAAGUUCUUCUAACCCUAGUCGUGCUUCUCCUUCGUCUGGCUCAUCUUCUUCCUCAGGAACAGAGACACAGACAAGCAGUAGUAAUAUUCAGGUUCCUCCGGUAAUUAUUGACGAAGAAACUAAUGAUGGGAAACAAGAAGAGGUCACUGUGGUUGAACAAGCAGAGUGUUCUGAAUCUGAUGCUAAGGAUGUAUCACUGCUCAGUGAUGAACCUGCGGAUAGAGAAGACGAUGACGAAGGGUUGAUAGUUUCGGAAAAUGCUGAUGUUGAAAGUGAACGUAUAGUUUGUGAUUCUCCAGUUAGUGGUGGCGAUGACCCUGAUUCACCACCUUUACCUGUUCCCCCACCAAAGCCGUCUUCGAAUGUUACUACUCCUGGUAAUAAGAGAUCGGUAUUGGGAAGCUUUGGCGCUUUACGAAUUGGAGCAACGAGAAGAGGAGCUGGGCCUCGUUCUCUUGUUUCCACUAGGAGUUCGCCAACUGGAUCUCAUCCUUCUUCUCCAAGAUCACACAGUGAGAACGAAGGCUAUAACAGUUCCGAUGAGCAUAUUGUGCCUUCUCAUGCUGGCCCUGGCUCGGAAAGAGAACAUCAGUUUGAAACCGAGAUCAGACAAGCGAAAUGCUUUGUAAUUAGGCGUAUGUUGGAAGAUGGAAACUGUCUCUUUCGAGCUGUUGCAGAUCAAGUAUAUGGGGACUCAGAUUCAUAUGACUUGACUAGGCAAAUGUGCAUGGAUUACAUGGAACACGAGAGGGAUCACUUUUCUCAGUUUAUAACUGAAGGAUUUACCUCUUACGUGAAGAGGAAAAGAAGAGAUAAGGUCUAUGGAAACAACGUGGAGAUCCAAGCUUUAGCUGAAAUGUAUAAUAGGCCUAUCCACAUUUACUCAUAUAGCACAGAGCCUAUCAACAUAUUUCAAGGGAGCUACAACACCGAUACACCUCCCAUAAGGCUCAGCUUCCACCAUGGGAAUCAUUAUAAUUCGUUGGUGGAUCCACAUCGGUUAACAGUUGGUGCAGGCCUUGGAUUUAGUAGCCUUAGUGGGAGACACGUGGACGGUGAGCAGGCGCUGUUAGCAGAAGGAAGGUAUUACUCUGAUCUUGAACUUACGGAGAAGGAGAUUGAGCUGUCAGUAAUGGAAACUUCUCGUGCUGAGUAUCUUAUGGAUUGGUCUAAGCCAAGGAUUGGUCCCAAGGAAUCAUCCACUUCUAACGCUGAGACUUCCUCUUCUGGAGCUAGACCUUCAGGAAGUGAUUCGAAACCGAAGGAGGCAGUAAAAGAGAAGACGGUGCUAAGCAGUAGUAUUGAGAUGGUUUUGUCGAUGGGGUUUAGCUACACGCAGGCCAUGGAAGCUUACAGCAUAUUUGGGGAUGACGUGGACUCUAUGGUCUGUUAUGUAUUGGAGACAAGCUGUCGCAGCAACAACAGACGCAAAGGCAAAGCCACGGAAUAGAGAAAUGUAAAACAUGAGUUGCUUGCUCUGUUGUUAGUAUAUGAAACUAUCACAAUUCGUAUUCCUCCUUACUAAGGAAUUACCAACGUUUGGGCGAUUAAUAUACGCUUUUAUCAUAAUAAUGAAUAAACUUCUGCAUCAUGGCAUGUAUGUGUAUCUUUAUUGUCUCUGUAUACUCUAGUUCUACUAGUUGAAUAAGAGACUAAUACAUCAUUUUCUAUGAACAA
This is a messenger RNA of Thlaspi arvense, 2174 nucleotides long. The record is from the annotation of a GenBank genome assembly. Lineage: Eukaryota; Viridiplantae; Streptophyta; Magnoliopsida; Brassicales; Brassicaceae.